AUGGAUCGCGGCUCUGUCGUGAGAUCCGCCAAUCAGAGCAAGCCAACCCCGCCCAAAGCCUCACCCCACCUUGGUCAGCCAUUGUUUGUUUACGCUGCUGAGUCUGCUGUUGCUCCGCUCACACCCAUCGAUGACAUGCAUAUUUGCGUGCAUGUCUGUCUGGAUCUAGCAGCCCAACUAUAUGGAUUUCCCUAUCCACAGUACCCAGCCCCUCAUCUUGUCAGGGGACCCGAGGUGGCCUGCAUAAUUGACGGCAAGCAAGCCUGCUGUCCAGAGAAUGAAAUUCCCCUAGGCCCAUUAUCCCCGGUCGGUGGAGAGGACGGAGAGGGGGAAGAAGGCAGUGACUCCCAAUCAGACGGUGACGGUGAUGGUAUAACCCAACGGUACGAAUCCAAGCCCGAAAGGAAGGUGUGCAAAGCCGGCGAGAAAGGGAAGCUCUACAGGCCCGAGAUGCAAACCAUGGUCAAUGGCCAACUCGUCGCCAAUGUCGGGGACAAUCUCGUCUUAUCCAAGAAGGAUUCGUCCAGGCAAGAUCAGCAAAUGACCUUCCGGCCCUCCGGUGGGGGCUAA
This is a messenger RNA of Paracoccidioides lutzii Pb01, 570 nucleotides long. RefSeq lists its product as hypothetical. The coding region runs from base 1 to 570 and encodes 189 amino acids. The record is from RefSeq and is a predicted model, not a curated record. The transcript is spliced from 3 exons.